UGAGCAGAUCAUUUAGGUAGCGAUGUGUCUGAUAUGCAGCACGUCCCUUGCUGUCAAAUGAUACCCCAGUGACCAUUUUGCCGAUAUUAAAGGACGGCCUUUCCAUCCAAGACCAGCCUCUCUCGUGCAAGCCCUUAGUACACAAUAUUCCAAUUCGAACCCAAGUCUCAGACCCAACGUCGCUUUUAGGCGAGGGCUUCCUAAACGACACGAUGAGUGAAGCAAGAGCCACGUACGGCUAUGUUGACCCUAACUUCGUCAACCCUGGAGGAAAAUGGGACACGCCAGUCAUCAUAUACGGCUACACCCCAUCGUUUGUCCUAACAGUCCUUGCCGACAUCCUCUUCUUCCUCCUCCUCCUCGUCCACACCUGGCAGAUCAUUCGCUACCGCAGCUGGUACUUCGUCACAUUCCCAAUCGGCCUCCUAUUCGAAAUCGUCGGCUACGUAGCCCGCUCCCUCUCCGCGAAAGCGAACCCGUAUAACCUCAUCUACUUUAUUCUCAACUACUUCUUCAUCGUCACGGCCCCGGUAUUCCUCGCAGCCGGUAUCUACACGAUUCUCUCCGCACUCAUCAACCGCUUCGGGCGACAAUUCUCGCCUUUGCCGCCUAAGUUGGUUUUGUGGUUCUUCAUCACUUCAGACGCCAUCGCGACCAUCACGCAGAUCUCGGGCGCCGCUUUAAUUGGAGUCAAGCAAUCACGGCGCGAGGACCCCACGACGGCUAACAACAUUUUGCUUGGAGGACUCGCUUACCAGGUCUUCUCGAUCGGUUGCUUCGUUAUCACGACUUCAAUCUUCCUCUUCCGGGCUCGAACAGCAAUCAGGCAACAUAGGCUUACGACGUUCGUGGCUGUAUUUUCAGCGGCGACGUUGCUGAUUUAUCUGCGUACCUGCUUCCGUCUUGCCGAAACUGCGGAAGGUCUUGGGGGAUACCUUUACUCAAACGAAGUUUUCUUUGGCGUGCUCGAAUUUGCGCCUGUGGUCUUGGCGGUGAUUCUGCUUUCUAUCUGGCAUCUGGGCAGAUGCGUGACUAAGAAAGUUUCCGGCGGCGUUGGUGAUGCUGAAAAGACAACGGUUCGCAGUUGUGAGUCUAUUCAGAAAUAGGCACUUUGUAGUUUCGCUAUAGAAGUUCCCCUUCCCCCAGUGCCUGUGUAAUAAACAAGGAUACUAAUUCUUGUGCUGCUCAUCUUUCCACACCUCAAUACAAUGGAUAUCUUGCUGUACCAGUCGUCCGCGCAUCAACAGCUGCCCAUAACCUCUUCUCGAGCUCCGUGCCCUCCUCCACCACCGCCUGCCCGAAGACCCCAAACCCAGGCAUGGGCUUGGGCUUCGACUCUAGAAAUUGUUGACGAGCAUCGAUGACCCAUUCAAUGAGCCUUCGCAAGUCGUAGCUUUGACGAAGCCGUCUCUCCAUUGUUCUCCGUG
Colletotrichum phormii is the source of this 1427-nucleotide messenger RNA. RefSeq names its product RTA1 like protein. Gene Ontology annotation, cellular component: membrane. The coding region runs from base 213 to 1106 and encodes 297 amino acids. Lineage: Eukaryota; Fungi; Ascomycota; Sordariomycetes; Glomerellales; Glomerellaceae. The record is from RefSeq and is a predicted model, not a curated record. The transcript is spliced from 2 exons.